AUGCCAACCCUCCUCCAAAGCCACAUCAAUCGCAUCCUUGAGUAUCGGUCAGAUGUGUGGGAUCAGAGCAGAUGGAAUACUGUAACCCGUGCUUUCAAGGAAAUGUGGCAGUUUCCAUAUUGCACCGGUGCGUUUGAUGGCAAGCACAUACACAUCAAGAACCUCCAAAAGUCCCUAUACUACUACAAGAACUUGCUGGCACUCGCGGAUGCCGACUACAGGUUCCCGUGGGUCAACGUCGGGGCCAAGGAUCAGCAUCAGACGCUGAUGGUCUUCAACCAUUCACGAGGAUCGGAUGGAGGGCGAUGA
Molecule: messenger RNA, 309 nt
Organism: Haliotis rubra (blacklip abalone)
Lineage: Eukaryota; Metazoa; Mollusca; Gastropoda; Lepetellida; Haliotidae
Exons: 1
Coding region: 1-309 (102 amino acids)
Source: RefSeq, a predicted model, not a curated record